This is a messenger RNA of Brachypodium distachyon (stiff brome), 1095 nucleotides long. RefSeq names its product ADP-ribosylation factor 2. Gene Ontology annotation, cellular component: cytoplasm. The record is from RefSeq and is a predicted model, not a curated record. The transcript is spliced from 7 exons. The coding region runs from base 246 to 791 and encodes 181 amino acids. Gene Ontology annotation, biological process: intracellular protein transport; vesicle-mediated transport. NCBI's taxonomy places the organism in Eukaryota, Viridiplantae, Streptophyta, Magnoliopsida, Poales, Poaceae. Gene Ontology annotation, molecular function: GTPase activity; GTP binding.
CGACUGGGCGAGGUGCAAAGCCCACGUGACGGUGGGCCUCGUGAUCUCUAUAAUAACCCGCGCUUCGGGCCGCCUGGUCCGCACCGCACCGCACCGCACGACAGCCACAACCUCUCGCGUUGAUUCGAGCGGUUCCAAGCUCCAACCCCCCCCCCCCAUCUCCGCCGGGAUCAGCGGCGAAGCGGAGCGGAGAGAGCUCGAAGCGCGGAGGCGGUCGUCGUCGUCGUCGCCAUCUCGGAGGAGAGAUGGGGCUCACGUUCACCAAGCUGUUCAGCCGCCUCUUCGCCAAGAAGGAGAUGAGGAUUCUCAUGGUCGGUCUUGAUGCCGCUGGUAAGACCACCAUCCUCUACAAGCUCAAGCUCGGAGAGAUCGUCACCACCAUCCCAACCAUCGGAUUUAACGUUGAAACUGUUGAAUACAAGAACAUCAGCUUCACUGUUUGGGAUGUCGGGGGUCAGGACAAGAUCAGGCCCCUGUGGAGGCACUACUUCCAGAAUACCCAGGGACUCAUUUUUGUUGUCGACAGCAAUGACAGGGAGCGUGUUGUUGAGGCCAGGGAUGAGCUCCACAGGAUGCUGAAUGAGGAUGAGCUUCGUGAUGCUGUUCUGCUUGUAUUUGCAAACAAACAAGAUCUUCCUAAUGCCAUGAAUGCGGCUGAAAUCACCGACAAGCUUGGUCUGCACUCCCUGCGCCAGCGGCACUGGUACAUUCAGAGCACUUGUGCUACAUCUGGCGAAGGGUUGUACGAGGGACUUGACUGGCUCUCCAAUAACAUUGCAAACAAGGCUUGAAGCGUCUCGACAACUGCUUCAAGGAACAGAUCCGCUGGAUGUCUGAACAACUCACUGCUGCCAUUUUCUAUAUUCUGAUAUCCUCCUUCUGAUAUAUGUAUACACUAAAAAUAUUGUAUCGGCUUGUGAAGACAGAGGCUGCCCUUUAAGGGGGGCUAGUAUCAGGUUGUUUCUUCGUGUGGUAUCAUCUCUCCUUUGAGGGGGCUAGUUCGGUUUUACAAGGUUUACCGUGUCGACCAUAUGCAUGUACCUGUAUACGUUUUUGAAAUGUAGUAAAGUUGAGGUGCCUUGCCAAUUGUUGCUA